AUGUGCAAGAGGGACAUCGAGAAGGGGCAAACAAGGAAAGACACAAGGAAUGUUUCCAUUAUUAUCCAACGGCCCAAUACGCUUGAUCGCAUUUUGUCCUUCCACAAGCCCGCCAACCCUCGGGUCAAAUGUGCUCCAUUCCGCCCAAUCUCGAAGCCAAGAUUGAUUCCCGAGCGCGUUUCUGCGCCUCCAACGUUGCCUCAAACAGCCGUUUCACCCUUACAUUCGCAACUUCCUACAGAUAAUGAUGAAAUUUGCAUCAUGGACCUGCCUCAUCCUGUAACAUCGAGUGGCACUCGACCUGAGCUCGUUCAUCCGGCAACAGCAACUCGUGCAUCGACCAGUGAUCCAAUUUUAGCCAACAUCCAAGGACCACUAACCGUUCGGACACGCCAUCGCAUGGGACGCCAGCCUCAAAGUGGAGACAUUUUUGUAGAAGAGGGACGACCGAUUCAGCAAGGUGCUCGUGAUUUCAAGGUUAACAAUGAGAAUGGCAAAAACAGCCCGAGUGUUGUUUGCCGUUCAGCUUCCCGUCAAGGACCUCUCGAUUUCACCUGGGAUCAACAAUUCACUACCACUCAAGAUGCCCAACCAAUUCUCGUCGAUUUUACUCAAAGGCCUUCGGAGGUCCAGUCGAUCAACGCCAUAACUAAAAAUGAUUUGACGGGACCGGUGAACAUUGCCUUACACUUGAAUUCGACUCGAGCAAACACUCUUGUUCGAAAUGCAAUCGAAAUUCGUUUUGGAGUGUCAAAAGCCCUUCCUACUACGGAAUUGCGCAAGAAGGUGCCCAGCCUGGCGAAGAACCUCGGUCAUCCACAGAUUCGUGAACGCGUCUUUUACGGCGAUGGAGUGAUUCGUUUGGACCGAGACAUGCUUAUUCGCCCUGAGGAUGGUGUCGGAGAAAUGAAGGAAGACGUACGCACAUAUGACUUCGUUCCAGCGACUCUUCCGGCAAUGGGUGAACGACGCUUCUCGAUGGCCCCAUACACGGAAGUGUCCGGCGGCUUUCCAUCACUCUUGAAUAUCCACGGCGAACGUGCUCGCACAAGAUCGCCUAUCGUGAACGCUCGAGUGAGCACUGGAAGUACGAGAAGCAGCAGCACCUCCUCGUUGGCUACGGCAAUUACAUAUCGAGCAGACGGUCCAAUGAAUCGCACAUCGAUUUGCCCAACAGCCUCCUCACCUUCUGUGCAAACGGCUCGUUCCCGUGAAAGUUCGUUGUCGGCAACAAGUGGUCGCUCAUCUCGUUCCAAGCUUCAAAUAGCGCCAUCCAAUCAGAAAAAAGUGUCUGCUCGAACGGGUGUCUCAAUGAAUCGCCUUGAAAGGGCUCAAUCGACACCGCCUCCAUUUGUUUCAAGACAACAACCUGCUAAAACAUCUACGGAAGUAUCAUCUUUGGAGAGUUCUGCUCUAGUAACGGCUCAACCUCCUUCAAGUGGAAUUUCAAUGGAGGAACGUGUGAUCCCCGGUGGAUUGAACGCCAAGGACACUCCACAAAUGAUCAUUUUGACCUUUGAUGAUCCGAUUACUGAUCGAACGAUUAACAUCUACAAUAUUAUUAGGGAAGAUGUGGUACUCUCUGACUUU
Messenger RNA from Mesorhabditis belari, 1590 nucleotides. Lineage: Eukaryota; Metazoa; Nematoda; Chromadorea; Rhabditida; Rhabditidae. The record is from the annotation of a GenBank genome assembly.